Messenger RNA from Habropoda laboriosa, 294 nucleotides. RefSeq lists its product as uncharacterized. The record is from RefSeq and is a predicted model, not a curated record. Lineage: Eukaryota; Metazoa; Arthropoda; Insecta; Hymenoptera; Apidae. The transcript is spliced from 2 exons. The annotation marks the transcript as partial.
AUGGCAUCGAGUAAUUGUAUAGAGAUUACAAUUCAAAAGACAUUAAUUUCCAUUAUCGAUAUAUCAAUGAAAAUAAAGAACGAAUUAGAUAUAAUUAAUGAAUUGGUAAAAACGCAUGGACAACUUCACACAGCAGUUAUUGAUGUGAAUGAAGUAUUAACUACUGUUGCCCAAAACAUGAAGAUAAAUGUUAACAGUGUUUUGCAGAAUGUUGAUAACGAAAAUGAAUUGGAAGUUAACUUAAGGAAUGUUUUGUCUGCUGCUGAUUUCCAAGAGAAAAUAUUUGCAUGUUUG